Westerdykella ornata is the source of this 530-nucleotide messenger RNA. RefSeq lists its product as uncharacterized. The record is from RefSeq and is a predicted model, not a curated record. The annotation marks the transcript as partial. Lineage: Eukaryota; Fungi; Ascomycota; Dothideomycetes; Pleosporales; Sporormiaceae. The transcript has 2 exons.
GGAAACAAUUUCAAUACCUUGACUCUUCCCCUUGCACCCCGCGGUUUAAUUUCCUUAUCUAUUCUCCUUGGACGACCUAGUGAAACAUCGAUUGCUCUAGAGGGAUCAAUCAGCUUCGCCAAGAUGCCCGAACCUAUCACCAUGGGCAUUAUUGCCAUCUGCUACGCGCUUUUCAGCGUUGCCAACACGAUCAUUGAGACUAUCGUAAAAUUCUUCAAAGCCAUACGAGAGUACCGCCUGGAGAGGCUAUUCAAGAAAAUGGGAGGAUUGAUACAAGAGCACAAGCAAGAUGGAUAUUUAGAUAGGAUGCAGCGACGAAGCCUCCACGGCAUGCUCCAAAAGGCUCGAGAAGCGAAUUGGAAGGGUCAUAUUCAGAACUCGGGACAGCGAGAAUUGAUCGAGCAAGCUGAUCAGCUUGAGCGCGAGAUUGAGGAAGUCGUGGCCGCUGCUGAUUAGGGUCACUUUGACGAUGCUGCCCAGCCGUCAAACAAGAAGACUGGCCAGUAUGAUUCGGUGAGGAGCAAUGCAAU